Lathyrus oleraceus (garden pea) is the source of this 2804-nucleotide messenger RNA. RefSeq names its product disease resistance protein RPV1. Gene Ontology annotation, molecular function: ADP binding. Gene Ontology annotation, biological process: signal transduction; defense response. Lineage: Eukaryota; Viridiplantae; Streptophyta; Magnoliopsida; Fabales; Fabaceae. The record is from RefSeq and is a predicted model, not a curated record. The coding region runs from base 252 to 2681 and encodes 809 amino acids. The transcript has 5 exons.
CUAAUUUGAAUUAAACAAACGAGUAUGGUCAACUGGAUUUAGAUCUACUUGAGAUUGAUAUUUUAAAGCUUCUGCCGCUGGCGUUGACCCAAAACAGUAACCCUGACUGACUUGAAGUUCACACAAUUGCUUAUCCUCUUCCUUUCCAUCUUUUCUAAUUCUUCUGAAAUUCAUAGUUAUUUCGUUAGAAAGGUUUCGCUCUCUCACCUUUUCUUUUCCGCCAUUUUCUGAUCCAAAACUAAAUAGAUAAAAUGGAUAAAAUUAAAAUGGAGGAUACAAAGCCUUCCACAUCAUCUUCAUCAAAGUUGGGACUUCCAACCACCCAACCAGAAAUAGUUUAUCGGCCAGAACCGGAACCAGAUCGCGUAUGGAUCCAUGACGUGUUCUUAAGUUUCAGAGGAGAAGAUACUCGUGCUUGCUUCACUUCACACCUCUGUGCAGAUCUUCAGAAUGCCGGAAUUAAGGUUUUUAUUGACGAUAAUGACCUUCAAAGAGGAGAUCACAUUUCACCAUCAUUAUACCGUGCAAUCGUGCAGUCUCAGAUUGCUAUAAUUGUUUUCUCUAUAAAUUAUGCCGAUUCACGAUGGUGUCUCGAUGAAUUGGAAAAAAUAACUGAGUGUAGUACUCAUACAAGACUAAGACAAGUGACUUUGCCAGUGUUCUACCACAUAGAUCCCUCUGAAGUGCGUCAUCAGAGAGGCGAGUUUGGAGUGGCUUUUCAACGUCUUUUGAACCGAAUGAAAAACGAGGUUUCUUUCACUUUAGGUCGUGAAACAGAAAGGAGGUGGAGAGGGAUACUUUGUCGGGCAGCUGACACCGCAGGAUUCGUAAUACUAAACUCUAGGAAUGAAAGUGAGGAUAUCAAAAGAAUUGUUGACGAAGUUUCACAUUUGCUCAACAAGACAGACUUGUUUAUUGCGCAUAAUCCCGUGGGAGUUGAAUCUCGAGUGCAAGAUGUCAUUCGACUUCUUCAACCCAUUCCAUCAAAAGAUGUUCUACUACUAGGGAUGUGGGGUAUGGGGGGAAUUGGAAAAACAACCAUUGCAAAAGCCAUCUACAAUAAAAUUGGCCGCAAUUUUAAAAAUAGGAGCUUCCUUGCAAAUAUUAGGGAAGUUGGGGAGAAAAUGGCGGGACUGGUGGGUUUACAAGAGCAACUUCUAUUUGAUAUUUGCAAAUAUAAAAUUACAAUGAAGAUACCAAACGUUGAGUCGGGAAUAGAAACAUUACAGUCUAUACUCUGUCAUAAAAAAGUACUCAUUGUACUUGAUGAUGUGAAUACAUUAGACCAAUUGUAUACUUUCUGUGGAAGUCGCAGAUGGUUUGGUCCAGGGAGUAUAAUAAUAAUCACGACGAGAGAUAUACAUUUGCUUAAAGGGAGAGUUGACAGUAUAUACAAAAUGACAAUAAUGAAUGAAAGUGAAUCAAUUGAGCUUUUUAGUUGGAAUGCAUUCAAGCAAGCGAGUCCUACAGAAGAUUUUGAUAGAAUUUCCAGAAAUGUAGUUGAAUAUUCUGAGGGAUUACCGCUAGCCCUUGAAGUCCUUGGGUCUUAUUUGUAUAAUAAAACGGAGUCAGAGUGGGAUCUUGUAUUGGAGAAACUCAAAAGAAUUCCUAAUAACCAAGUGCAGAAGAAGUUAAGAAUAAGUUAUGAUGGUUUAAAUGAUGACGAUGAGCAAGAAAUAUUCCUUGACAUAGCUUGUUUCUUUAUUGGGAUGGACAAAAAUGAUGUUAUACUUGUAUUAAAUGGCUGUGGACUUUCUGCUGAAAUUGGAAUAAGUGUCCUUGUUGGGCGAAGCCUUGUGACUGUUGAUGAUAAUAACAUUCUUGGAAUGCAUGGUUUGAUGCGAGAUAUGGGAAGAGAAAUCAUUCGUGAGGAAUCACCAAGGAAGCCCGAGGAACGUAGCAGGUUGUGGUUUCGUAAGGAUGUGAUUGAUGUACUGUCUAGAGAAAAUGGAAAAGAAGGUGUUUUGGGACUGGCUUUGAAGCUUUCUAGAGGUAAUGCACACUAUUUUAGCACUAAAGCAUUUGAGAAGAUGCAGAGACUCAGAUUCCUUCAACUUGAUGAGGUAAAACUUAUUGGAGAUUUUGAAUACGUUUCUAGAGAUCUGAGAUGGCUGUCAUGGAAUGGAUUAAGCCAAAUGCCUACAAAUUUCCAUAGAGAAAAUUUAGUUUCCAUCGAACUAGAGAACAACAAAGUCAAACUUCUGUGGAAGAAGAUUCCGAGAAUGGAGAAGCUAAAAAUUCUCAAUCUUAGUCAUUCUCACUUUCUCACUCGAAGCCCUGACUUUUCAAGCAUGCCUAAUCUUGAAAAGCUGGUACUCAAAGAUUGUCCAUUGUUGUCUGAGGUUUCUCCUACCAUUGGACAUCUCAAUAAAAUUCUUCUGAUAAAUUUGGAAGAUUGUAUUCGCCUACGUAGCCUCCCAAGAAGCAUCUAUGAGUUGAAAUCUCUGAAAACUCUCCUUCUUUCGGGUUGUUUAAACAUUGAAAAGUUGGAAGAAGAAAAAGUAGAAUUUUCAACCACUCUCCUUGAAUAUUACACAGCAAGAACAAGAGCAUUCUUUUCAGUAGUAAGUUCAAAAAGCAUUGGAUAUAUUUCUAGGUGCUGCUAUGAGGGAUUUUCACUUGAUGUGUUUCCAUCUAUCAUUUGGCCUUGGAUGUUGAGAUAUGCACUGAUUUGUAUAUAAUUACGUGUUCAUUAGGAUUGAUUGUGUAUUGAUUUAUUUUCUUGUACAGUAUUCAAUAUAAGUAAGAUCAAGUUGAGAGUUAAUCUCUCAAAUUAUUCAAUAAUAAACCUUAUUUUCAAGUCA